Cervus elaphus (red deer) is the source of this 3667-nucleotide messenger RNA. RefSeq names its product carcinoembryonic antigen-related cell adhesion molecule 6-like. The transcript is spliced from 4 exons. Gene Ontology annotation, cellular component: cell surface; plasma membrane. The record is from RefSeq and is a predicted model, not a curated record. NCBI's taxonomy places the organism in Eukaryota, Metazoa, Chordata, Mammalia, Artiodactyla, Cervidae. Gene Ontology annotation, molecular function: protein tyrosine kinase binding. Gene Ontology annotation, biological process: signal transduction; regulation of immune system process.
GGAGAGAAGGCAGGCGGGAAUGAGAUAGGUGGGGAAGGGGGAGUCAACUGAGAGUGAGGCCCGCCCCCGGUCCACUUGACUUAGCGACUUGACCUUCCUUGGGGGCCAAGCCAAUCACAGAGCAGGAAGGACAGCAGAGCUCACACAGCGGCUGCAGUGCCUGUGAGCCUUUCUGGAGCAGAAGUUCUCCUCACAGACAGAGAGAGGCAGCAGACAGCAGGCACCAUGGAGCCCCCCUCCGGCCCUUCCCGCAGAGGGUGUGUCCCCUGGAGCAGGCUCCUGCUGGCAGCCUCACUCUUAACUUUCUGGACUCCGCCCACCACUACCCAGCUCUCUAUUGAAACGGUGCCACCCCUUGCUGCAGAAGGAUCCAAUGUCCUGCUACUUGCCCACAACGUGACAGAGAAAACUCUACGCUAUUCCUGGUACAGAGGAGAAAGGGUAGAAACCACCUAGCUAAUUGCAUCAUAUGGAGUAGCCACUAAUUUAAUUACCAAAGGGCCUGCACACAGCGGUCGGGAGACACUUUACCCCAAUGGAACCCUGCUGAUCCAGAACAUCACCGAGAAAGACACAGGAUCCUGCACCCUGCUCAUUUUAAAGUUUGAUUUACAGACAGGACAGACUGGAUACCUCCACGUACAUCACCCAGUGGCACGGCCCUCCCUCCAAGCCAGCAACACCACAGUCGCAGAACAUGAGGGUCCCGUGGUCCUGACCUGCCUCACAGAUGAGACUGGGGUCUCCAUACGCUGGUUCUUGGAAGGCCAGAGUCUCCUCCUCACAAGGGGGAUGACACUGUCCCUGGACAAUAGCACCCUCACCAUAGACCCCAUCAGCAGAAAGGACGCCGGGGAUUAUCAGUGUGAGGUCUCCAACAGGGGCAACUCCAGCAAAAGUGACCACCUCAGGCUGCAUGUGAAAUAUAAAGCCCAGCCCUUCCCCUCAAGCUACUAAUGAUUGACAGCAACUGAAUAAAUGCCCUCUGUGAGUAAAACGGAAAUAUGUUACUUUUCUCUCUCUUGGUUUCUCCAGAAGUUAGAGAUGCUUAACUCUGAGCAGCCUUAUCAGGUAAAUAAAAAUGACUGUCUCCUGACAUUUGCAAUAAUCUUCAUAUUUUGGGACCCUCUAGAAGAGAGAAAUCUGCAAGCAAAAUCAAAUGGCAGGAUUUGGGCCUGGAUUUCCUGAGGUUACAAUGGUGUUGGUUCCUUGUUUUCUGGAAUUCAGUCUGAGACUCUCUUUUGUACAUAUAGUUUUAUGAUUGACUUAUUUACUUGUUCUUGGAGGCUGGGUCUUUGAUGGACCUCACAGGCUCUUCAUUACUAGCCCGGGCUUUCUCUAGUUGCAACACUAAUUGUGAAUGAGACAGUUCAAGCUCUAGCCUCACGGCAAAGACCACUGGGACACUACAUAUUUAUCAGAUGGAAACACUCAAAAACUCAUCUUCCUUGUUGCCCUCUAAAAUAGGAAGAUUCUUUGGGAAAAUAUCACAAAUCAUUAAUCAUUAUCCUCAUCGUAAUAUGCUUUCAUGUUUUUCAAAUGUUGGUCCAAGGGCUAUAAGAAGGCAAUCAAAGAGAGAAAUAAUAUUUCCUUAACACAAACUGUUGAUGCUAACGAAUCAUGGAACUUGAGAUUAUUUCCAGCUCUUGUGUCCUUUCCUCAAAUUACAUAGGUUGACUCCCCUUGGAACUGUAGCCAAGAAGGAACUUAUGAGGCCUUCGUAGAUCCCCACCCAUGUACACCUGCCUCGUAUCUAUGAGAAACAACUUCAGUCAAGAAUAUAUUUAAUCAUAGAAGUGAAACAAUACAAAAAGAAAGGAAACUGUCAACAAAGUCAAAAUAAUAAUAUCGUAGCUAUUAAACAGACUCAUGGACUGUUAGCUCUUCCUCAAGGGCUAUUGAUAAUAUUUGGAGCCAGGACCUUUGACCCCUUUUACAGAAUCUGAAACCCCUGCCAGAUGGAAGAAGUGAACUAUGCCGCCCACAAGCAGGAAGACUUGAGACCGGCUGGAACCACAAGGGUGAUGCUGCUGCUCCCCGAGACCUCAUCACAGACCCAACAGAAGAGCGUCCUCGGGUUGAUCAGGCUCUGCUCCUUGAACAGCAUAAGACUCCUCAGACCCCUCCAGGACCAGACACACAGCCUUUUAUUUAUGUUAAUAUUUUAUUGAUCUAUUUAUUUGGCUGCCUUGGUUCUGAUUUGCAGAUGAAGGAUAUUCUCUACCUCUGGUGGGAUCUUGCUUGUGGCUCAGAGACUCACCAGCUGUGGGGCGAGGGCUCAGCUGUUCCUGGGCUGUGAGAUCUUAGAUUCCCCACCAGGGAUCGAACCCGGGUCCACUGCAUUUCAAGAUGGACUCUAAGCCACUGGACGACUGGAAGUCCCAGGACACAGUCUUGAGGGCAUUAGCCUGCUUGGUCCCCCGUGUGUGUCAAAGCAGUAAAGCUAGUUUUUCCAUUUCUCUUAAAACUCUCUCUCUCAGAUGUAAUCUGGCCCCAGGACACAGAGGCCCAAUUUUGGCAAGGAGAUCUGGAGAGAAGCCAGGAGCCAUUGGAAGAACAGGGUCCUGGGGGCAGGAGGGCUGAGGGACCUGAGUCCCAGUGGGGUGGAAGGCUGCGAGAGGCCCAACGGGGCAUUCCGGAGGGGAGCCCUGAGGAGGCGUCCUUGGCAGCAGGCCCGGCGCUGCGGCGCAGACCCGGGGCUGCGGAGACAGACUGCCGAAAUCAGCGGAGCGGCCACAGGAGCCGGGGCGGCCCUGAGAGGGGUCGGGGCGCACAGGGCCCAGGCGCCAGUCAUCAAGGGUCAGAACAGGGUCAGAACAGAGAGAAGGAGAAGCUCUGUGCCACGGAGGCGCCCCCGGAGUGUAAGGACCGCCCCGGGGAGGGGAGCGUGUGGUCCUGGGUGUGGACUCCAAGAAGCUCUGUGCUUCCCAAGGCGGGGCCCAGGAGGCUGGCGGUUCCAACAGCGCUGGAUGCACCUGAGGCCUCUUUGCCUCAAGAACGGAAACUGGGGAGGCAGCCCUAUCUGUCCCCUCCGAUUAGAGUUAUUCCUCUCCCUGAAUUGCCCCACCGACCCCUCAGGGCAGUGCUCCUCUCUUCACCCCUCGCCCCCUAAACUCAUCCCCCAUCCCCGGGUUUCUAGAUUCUUCUGGGCUCUGCACGCUCCUAGGCCCGCCCCAUCCUCCAUUCUCUCCCCCUCCCCGCUCUCCAGGUUCUAGAUUUCAGACAGGCUGGGACCUGGGCUGCAGUGCUUCUUCGUGGACACACAGCUUCUUGAGCCACAGACAGCAAGGAAACCACAAAUGACUAACAAUCACUACACACACGGGCAGCGGGGGCAAGUGAUGCACCAGAUAAAAAAAACAAAAGAUCAAAAAAACCCCAAAAAAACAAAAGAUCAAAACUCCAUUCCCCUUCAGAGCUGGAGAACUAAACUGGGGUCCUGGACGUGAUGCCUGCACACAGCACCACCAAGGGGCUGCACAGACCUCGCAUUCAGCCCUCCCGCCCAACGCUGGACCCAGCCCGCCCUCACCCCAUUUAAUGGAGCGGAUUUCCCACACGCGCCCUGACACCCCCUCACCCCCCAGGAACAAACAAGGGAUCUUGUCACUAUUUUGACUCCCUUCCUGAUGCACGCAGAGCUCCAAUAAAACCUUGUCUGAAUAUG